CAACUACUUGUGAGUUUGAAUCAGAACAGGAGUCAACUAUCUGUGAACAUGAACCAGAACCAACUACUUAUGAAUUCGGACCUGAACCGGAGCAAACUAUCUGUGAACCAGAACCAACUACUUAUGAAUUCGAACCUGAACCGGAAGCAACUACUUGUGAAUUUGAACCUGAAAAGGAGCCAACUAUCUGUGAACCAGUACAAGAACCAGAACCAGAGGAACUUUGUAUUACUCAUGUAUAUGUGACUACUGAAGCUGAAUGUCCUACUUCUCCGAUAGAAACGCCAGAAUUACAUCCUCCUAUUGAAUAUCCGACAGAAGAGCAAGAUUCAGAUCUUUUUGAUGACUAA
This is a messenger RNA of Acaulospora morrowiae, 350 nucleotides long. The record is from the annotation of a GenBank genome assembly. NCBI's taxonomy places the organism in Eukaryota, Fungi, Glomeromycota, Glomeromycetes, Diversisporales, Acaulosporaceae.